AUGCUUACAGGAUUUGCCGUUGACCUCUACCGCGCCAUUCAGUCAAUGCAGAAGAGUCAGAAUCUUAUUUGUUCUCCAAUGUCUGUCAGCCUAGGCCUCGGGAUGAUAGAGCUGGGUGCAAGAGGGACCACUUUGCAACAGUUAAGAAAAGCUCUGCAAUUUGAUCAAAUGCAGGAAGGGAUGGAGUUUUCUUUGUUGAAAGAGCAAUCCAAAAUCCUCUCCAGUAGUAGCAGGCAAUACUCGCUAAAACUUGCCAAUGCAAUUUACAUACAGGAUGAAUUCCGAUUGACUGAACAAUAUCUCCACAGCUGCCAAGAAUUCUUUCAUAGUGCUGUAAGAAAAGUGAACUUUCAAGAUUCUGUAUCUACUGCCAAUAUUAUCAAUAAAUGGAUAGCUAAUCAGACCAAUGAUAAAAUCAAAAACUUGGUGACAAAUCAAUCUUUCAACUCUUUGACAAAGAUGGUUUUUGUGAAUGCCAUUUAUUUCAAGGGGACAUGGAAACAUAAAUUCAGUUCAGCAAAUACCAGACUGGUGAAAUUUUUCAAGCAAGAUGGCUCUGUUUCUGAUGUACCAAUGAUGUACCAACAAGUAAUGAGCAAGUUUGGUUAUUUUACAGCUGGAAACAUCAGUUAUCAGGUUGUAGAAGUUCCUUAUGUUGGAGACGAAGCCAGCAUAUUCCUCGCACUACCAGCAGAAAGAACUGAUUUAAUAGAAUUGGAGAAACUUAUUACACCACAAACUAUCCAUAACUGGCUUUCCACAAUGGCAGAAGAAGACAUUGAGAUUAAUCUUCCAAGAUUUACAAUCCAUCAGACGGUAGAUUUGAAAGAGGCAUUUGGAGUCCUCAAUGUCACAGAAAUAUUUGGAAAUGAAUGUGACCUUUCUGGAAUCACAGAUUCGCCUGACUUGUACAUUUCUCAAGCAGUCCAUCAAGCAUUUAUUGAAGUAAAUGAAGAAGGAAGUGAAGGAGCAGCUUCAACAGGCAUGACAGCAGCAAUCAUGAGUCUUCCUCGACAUCAAUUUAUAGCAAAUCGCCCAUUCGUUUUUGUUAUACAUAGCAAACUGACAGGUGCAAUAUUAUUCAUGGGAAGAGUAAUGGAUCCUGAGGUGGUGAAUUCCUAUGGGAGAGAUAAGGAUGCUCUGUAAAAUAAAAGCAU
Messenger RNA from Hemiscyllium ocellatum (epaulette shark), 1157 nucleotides. Its product is annotated as serpin I2-like. Bases 1 to 1146 code for a protein of 381 amino acids. Gene Ontology annotation, biological process: negative regulation of endopeptidase activity. The record is from RefSeq and is a predicted model, not a curated record. Lineage: Eukaryota; Metazoa; Chordata; Chondrichthyes; Orectolobiformes; Hemiscylliidae. Gene Ontology annotation, molecular function: serine-type endopeptidase inhibitor activity. The transcript is spliced from 8 exons.